AUGAACCGAGCUCUGCUAAGAAACCUCUCUCCUCACGCUCGCAAUCUUCUCUCUCCUCCUUCUUUAACAUACAAACCAAGACCCAUUGGUAUCACUGCAAUACCAUUUUAUCUCUCUUCAGCUUCUCCAAAAAUCCGUUUUUUCUCAUCUUUUGAAAAUGAACCUAACCCUAACCCCAGUCCUGAAACGAGCUUGGCCCAGCCCCAGAACAAAGAACUUCCUGUCGAUGUUGAAGACGUCAGCAAUAAAGAGCUGAAAAUGAAGAUAGAAGAUUACUUCAAGGGCAACGAGGAGGCACUGCCUUCCAUCCUUGAAGCAAUUUUAAGGAGGAAAUUGGCGGGAAAGCAUGAAGAGACAGAUGAUGAGGUGAUGGAAGAACUUCGGAUGAAGCCAUUGGAUGAUGUUAAUGACAAAGAGUUCGAGUCGGAUUUUGAGGAGGCUCAUGAGACUGACGAAGAAAUUGAUGAUCUGUAUAAUGCAAGGGAUAUUGUGAUGAAGAGAAUGAUAAAGGAUGAGUUCUUCAAUAUGGAUGACAAAAAGUGGGAUGGUAUGAUCAAGGAGGCAGUUGAGCAUGGGUAUCUUAAGGAUACAAAGGAGUGUGAGGAAAUUCUAGAGGAUAUGCUUAGCUGGGAGAAGCUCCUCCCAGGUAUGUUCUUGUCUUUAAAUUUCUUUAUCAAUGCUAUUGAGUAG
Molecule: messenger RNA, 690 nt
Organism: Ilex paraguariensis (yerba mate)
Lineage: Eukaryota; Viridiplantae; Streptophyta; Magnoliopsida; Aquifoliales; Aquifoliaceae
Source: the annotation of a GenBank genome assembly